AUGCUGCUGUGGUUGGCUGCAGUCUCUAAAAAGGUUCAAGCAAUUUUUUUACAGCUUAGUGUCUGUGGCUCCGUAAUUAAUUGUAGCUAGCUGUCUCAUAUCGACGUGUUUUUAAGGAACAUGAAAUAGUUGUUGUGUUUUUUAAUUAGAGGAGUUGCCAGAGCAAGAGAUUUGAAGUCCGACUGCUGCUGCCGCCGCCGCUACUGCUGGUUGUUGCGACUCUAUCUUACUUGUGAUGUUGGAUAUGGGAGAAAGGAAAGAAGUAAAAAUGAUUCCUAAAUCAUCGUUCAGUAUAAACAGUCUGGUUCCCGAAGCCGUGCAAAGCGACAACCACCACCACCACCACCACAGAGCGGUGCACGAGGAAGAGGAGAAGACUCCUUUACCUGUCCAAGCGCAGGAGCAAAAGUCGGAGAGCACUUGCGCUAAAAGUGACAAUUCAUCCCACGACUCCUCGUGCACCGACGAGAAGGACAAGCAGGAAGAGAAACGGGACUCGAAGGAAGGCGAAGGAGGCAAAGACGGCGACAAGAAAAACGGCAAGUACGAGAAACCGCCUUUUAGCUACAACGCUUUGAUUAUGAUGGCCAUUCGGCAGAGUCCGGAGAAGCGGUUAACCCUUAACGGCAUUUACGAGUUCAUUAUGAAAAAUUUCCCGUAUUACCGGGAGAACAAGCAGGGGUGGCAGAAUUCCAUCAGACACAACCUGAGCUUGAACAAAUGUUUUGUCAAAGUGCCCCGGCAUUACGAUGACCCCGGGAAGGGGAACUACUGGAUGCUCGACCCCUCCAGCGACGACGUGUUCAUUGGCGGCACGACGGGCAAACUUCGGCGGAGAUCGACCACUUCUAGGGCGAAGCUGGCGUUUAAAAGGGGCGCGAGGCUUACUUCCACCGGACUGACAUUUAUGGAUAGAGCUGGCUCUUUAUAUUGGCCCAUGUCGCCUUUCCUCUCGCUCCACCAUCCGAGGGCGAGCAGCGCGUUGAGUUACAACGGCACGUCGUCGGCUUACCCUAGUCACCCAAUGUCCUAUAGCACAAUGUUGACUCAAAACAGUUUGGGGAACAAUCACUCUUUCCCUGCCUCCAAUGGCUUGACUGUUGACAGACUCGUGAAUGGAGAGAUUCCGUACGCCACACACCACCUCACAGCGGCCGCUUUGGCCGCCUCAGUGCCAUGUGGGCUCUCCGUGCCCUGCUCCGGGACCUACUCUUUGAAUCCGUGUUCAGUGAACCUACUGGCGGGCCAGACCAGUUACUUCUUCCCCCACGUCCCUCACCCAUCCAUGACCUCCCAGAGCAGCACGUCCAUGAGCUCCCGGGCCGCCUCUUCCUCCUCCCCGCAAACGGCCUCCUCUCUCCCGUGUGACUCCUUAAGGCCUUCUCUACCUAGUUUUUCCUCCGGACUUUCCAGCGGACUUUCUGACUACUUCACACAUCAGAAUCAAGGGUCAACAUCAAAUCCACUUAUACACUAACUAGAAUCCACAGGAUCAGACUAUGUCUGGCAGUGUGUGCUGCAGUAGCCUGAAUCCACCCUGUGAUGCGUUACUCACCCAUGCUGAGAAUGUUUACAGUUGUAAUCAAGGUCCAUGUAACUUGUUUGUGAAAUGUUUUGCCUUUAUGUUUUAGAGGUGCUAUACAAUUUGCAAAUAGUAGGGCAUGAAGUCACAGUUUGAUUAAAUUGCUGUCAGUACAAAAAAGAAAGAAAAAGAAAACAGAAGCAUUGUGCAAAACCUAGACUGUUAUUUUGCAUCUCUUUAUAGAAGGAGUUUCAAUUUUCUCCCUUUAGACAAUCUUAUUAUUUAAAUUAAAAUAGAAAAAAAAAGAAACCAUGGCAUUGUACAACAAUUUGCUUUGCAUAUGAAGAACUGUAUAUUUGCUAUAUUUUGCAAGCAAUGUUUUGUGACAUUUUGUUUGUUGUCAAGACAGUAUUCCCCUGUUGCUAAUGUUUUUGCUGUAAAGGAGGAAACAUGCUGAUCUACUGUGACCCAGUAAAUUGUUACUUUGAGAGAUAAAAACAUAUCUGUUGUCGUUGAUUCCUUUGGGGAAAGCAGUCUUUGCACGACCACCGAAGCUUCUAGAUGUCUGUGUUUCCUGAAAUGUUUCCCAACAUUUGGCCAGUUUGCUG
Molecule: messenger RNA, 2130 nt
Organism: Puntigrus tetrazona (Sumatra barb)
Lineage: Eukaryota; Metazoa; Chordata; Actinopteri; Cypriniformes; Cyprinidae
Gene: foxg1a
Product: forkhead box G1a
Exons: 2
Coding region: 236-1477 (413 amino acids)
Biological process (GO): regulation of transcription by RNA polymerase II
Cellular component (GO): nucleus
Molecular function (GO): DNA-binding transcription factor activity; sequence-specific double-stranded DNA binding
Source: RefSeq, a predicted model, not a curated record